AUGAAACUCACAUCCUUGAGCUAUCUGCUCACAAUACUCUCAAUAUGCCCUUCUCUCGUCUCUGCAGAAGACAGAUCUCCAGAGCGAGUAUGCUACGACACAUGCUACACGUGCCUUAAACCAGUGCACUUCGAUGAUAUGCUCAACGGAACCAACUGGCUCACCAAAACAUGCUACAGCCCCAAGGCGAUCCUCUCACUAUAUCUCUGUCUUGAUGAGUAUUGUACGCCUGGGGCUAGAGAAGCGGGAUUGACGCCGUUGAAUAAAACGUGUGAGGAGAAGGCGCAUAUUAUUCUUCCGCCAUUUAGUAUCGUUGAUAAUGAGGAUAGAGAGAAGGUUCAUCGGUUGAAGAGGAAUGAGACUGAGGGAGAGAAGACGUUUGGAGAGGUUGUUAUUCCUUCUGAGGAGUGGUUUGGUAUUUGGUGGGAUACUUUGGAUUCUGUGGCAUAUACAUAUACAAAACACGACGUAUACGGUCGUGCCAUGAUAUACUUCUGGAUCGUCGUCAUCGCAAUCGGCGUCUUGAACCACGCCAUCCAACAAAUCAGCAACUCACAAAUCAUCCGCAACCAUUCUUCAAAAUCAGGCGGUCAACUCUGGAACUUUUAUACCUCGACUGUCAAUCGAUGGAUCGUUCCAGCGACCUUUGGAGACCGAUGUGCUCAGAAAGUCGGAUGGGGAACAGUUCCACCGAGGAUACAAUCUCUAACGCUCUUUGCUUUUCUUAUUCUCAACAUUGCGUUGAGUAUUCAUGGAUAUAGGAUUGUGCCGAUAAACAUGUAUUUCCCAUCUACAGCAAAACAAAUCCUCCGGUAUUCCUCAGACCGAACAGGCAUAAUCUCAUUCGCCAACUUUCCUCUUAUCUGGCUUUUCGGAAUGAGGAACAAUCUACUUAUGUGGCUAACCGGCUGGGAUUUUGGAACGUAUAACAACUUUCAUCGCUGGGUAGCGAGGAUUGCUACUGCUCAAGCGAUUAUUCACUCGAUCGGUUAUUCAAUCUUGGUUUACGUUGAGGGUGGUUGGGAGCAGUAUGUCUUUUGGUGGUCGUACAUGUUCUGGUGGGUUGGUGAAAUAGCAACCAUCGUCAUGUCCCUCCUUGUCGGAGCAUCCUUCUACUGGAUCCGGCGCCAACAAUAUGAACUAUUCUUAGUAGUUCACAUCAUAAUGUCAAUAAUCCUCCUAAUCACAAUGCUAGCCCAUGUUUCCAUCUUCCAAGGCGAAUACGACGUCUUCUUCUGGGUCCCCUGCUUCAUCUGGGUAGCAGACCGCGUCAUACGUGCUUUACGCAUCGCAGCAUUUAAUCCCAAGUUAUGGGAUACCUGGGCCACGUCUAUCUACCAUCCUACUUCGAACAUCGUCCGUCUCCUGAUUCCUUGGUCAACAAGUCUCUACAAACCAGCCCCGGGAACGUUCUAUUACAUCCAUGUUCUCAACGGUCCAAGAUGCUGGGAGAGCCAUCCUUUCACCGUUGCGUCUGUCACAAACGAGGGACAGCGUGGAGCAAAGAUGAUUGGAGAGCAAGUUCCUCUUCUUGAGAAUGCUCCUGAAGGAAGUCCAGAGGAAGUUUCUGAUUCUCGGACGAUGACUUUCCUGAUUCGUCCUUAUGAUGGGUUUACUUCACGGCUUAGAGAUACUGCUUCUGCGGCUUGGCCAAAGAACGUUCCUCAGAGAGUCCUUGUCGAUGGACCUUACGGACAUACUCAACCACUGCAUCUCUUCGACAAUGUUCUUUUCGUAGUAGGAGGAAGUGGAAUUGUUGUUCCACUAUCAUAUCUCAACGUUUUAACAACACAUCCCGCUCCACGAACGGUUAAAAUCCAUUGGGCAGUUCGUGAACCAGCCUUUGCACUAGACGUCUUGAAGACAGACAUAGCAGACGCACUGGGCAGCACAAACCUGAGUAUAGAGAUUCAUCUUACUACACAUACACCUCAAGAUGAACUUCAGGAGUGGCCGGCGCAGGUUGUACUCAGGAAGGGAAGGAUAGAUGCGGCCAAGGUAGUUAGUAGUGUGAGUGAGAGGGUCGAGGGAGCGAGUUUGGCGGUUGUUGCGUGUGGACCUGCGCAGAUGGCUGAUGAUGCUAGAAAGACGGUACAUGGACUGUUAAAGACAGGUAUUAGAGGGGUUGAGUAUUUUGAAGAGAGCUUUCAGUGGUGA
This is a messenger RNA of Fusarium coffeatum, 2157 nucleotides long. RefSeq lists its product as uncharacterized. Bases 1 to 2157 code for a protein of 718 amino acids. Gene Ontology annotation, biological process: iron ion transport; intracellular iron ion homeostasis; copper ion import. Gene Ontology annotation, molecular function: ferric-chelate reductase activity. The record is from RefSeq and is a predicted model, not a curated record. The transcript is spliced from 7 exons. Lineage: Eukaryota; Fungi; Ascomycota; Sordariomycetes; Hypocreales; Nectriaceae. Gene Ontology annotation, cellular component: plasma membrane.